Molecule: messenger RNA, 630 nt
Organism: Racocetra persica
Lineage: Eukaryota; Fungi; Glomeromycota; Glomeromycetes; Diversisporales; Gigasporaceae
Source: the annotation of a GenBank genome assembly
AUGUUUCAUAAUCUGAAUGAAAGAAGUAACAGAACUAACGUCUCUAACAAUGACCAUAUUAAAAGUGAUUCUAAUAACAACAUAUUAAGUAAAGAGGAUUUCAAUUAUAUUAUUUCAAAUUAUGAUUCUUAUGAUAAUAUAUUAGAUGAAAAUGAUAAUGAUAUAUUAAAUGAAGACGGUACGUUAAGUGAAGACGGUAUAUUGAAUGAUGAUGAUUUGUUGAGAGAUGAUAAUUUGUUAAGAGAUGAUUUGUUAAGCGAUGAUAAUUUGUUGAACAAUGAGAGUUUGUUGAAAGAUGAUUUGUUAAGCGAAGAUGAUUGGUUAAAUGAAGAUGAUUUGUUAAGUGCAAACAGUAUGAUGAGUGAAGAUGAUUUGUUGAGAAAAGAAGAUUGCAAAAGAGAAAUUGUUGAUAAAUCUUUAAGUAAUGAAGAUAUACUAUCUAUUAAUAGAGAAUUUGCACCAUAUUUCAUAGACAUAAUUUAUUAUCUUCAAUUCAAAAGUGAAGAUGUUGUAAAGAACAUUAGAAGAUUUAAAAAAUAUAGGCAAAAACUGCCUUUACUUAAAAUUAAAUCAUAUCAAGUUCACAUUUCUAACAAAAAAACACCAUCCACAUCAAGAGAUACUAAAAAG